Molecule: messenger RNA, 4461 nt
Organism: Penicillium angulare
Lineage: Eukaryota; Fungi; Ascomycota; Eurotiomycetes; Eurotiales; Aspergillaceae
Product: putative UDP-glucose:glycoprotein glucosyltransferase
Exons: 5
Coding region: 1-4461 (1486 amino acids)
Cellular component (GO): endoplasmic reticulum
Molecular function (GO): UDP-glucose:glycoprotein glucosyltransferase activity
Source: RefSeq, a predicted model, not a curated record
AUGAGGGUCUCCAAAGCCCACCUCUCAUGGGGUUGGUACGCUGCCAUAGGUGCCUUGCUGCCAGGCUUGCUAGCCAAUGCCAGUCCAUCGGUCAAUGUGGCCUUACAAGCUUCAUUUGAUGCGUCGCCAUACCUUGUGGAGCUACUAGAAUCAGCCGCAGAAGAAAAUUCCACCUCAUAUUUCCCAUUGCUCGAUAGAAUCGCAGACGGCGCUUUCGAAGAUGCUACUACCGAGAAAGAGCUCUAUGAUCGUUUCUUACAGGUUGUCUCUGAGGAUGGCCACUUACGUACUGCUGAAGCGCUCUCCUCGUUCAAAUUAUCGCUUGCAGUUCGAUCUUCUGCCCCUCGAAUCCAGGCGCAUUAUCAAUUUUAUAACUCCUCUGUUCAACAUUCAUUAAUGGCGGCGCAAGACGCAGCUUGUCCGGUAUGGGUUCACUCAGACGGGAAACAAUAUUGCUCUUCAGCAAUGGAGCGUGCGCAGCAGGAUGUUGAAGGCGAGCUAGAUUCUAGGGAAUUACCAUUUGAUCGAGUUCUCGGUGAUGCGUCCUUACCUCCGGCUGUGCUUUACGCAGAUAUCUCCUCGCCCAUGUUUAAAGAUUUCCAUGAUACACUAAAGGAUCUGGUGAAAGAAGGCCAAGUUUCCUACCGUGUACGAUACCGGCCUUCCCAGCAUUGGGUUUCUCGCCCAUUGUUCGUCUCCGGAUAUGGCGUGGAGCUAGCAUUAAAGCGAACAGACUACAUCGUCAUUGAUGAUCGAGAGGCGGAAGAAAAAGUUGAAAACGUCCAAGAUACCCCAAUCGACAAACUGGAAGAAUUGAAAGAGGACUCUCCAGAUGACUUACGACCUCUCUCAUCGUCUGAGGUCUCAAGACUAGGCUGGAAUACCGCUGCUUAUAUUUUGGAUAGUGAGAACCCGCUUGAUACAAUGAUCAAGUUGUCUCAAAAUUUCCCAAAGUAUUCAUCUACAGUGGCUGCGCAUAAUGCUAGCGUUCCGCUGAAGAAAGAAAUUCGAGCUAACCGGGGACGAAUGUUCCCAGCUGGUACUAAUGUUAUGUGGAUCAAUGGCGUGCAGAUUGAUCAGAAUCAGAUUGAUGCUUUCUCUCUUAUUGAUCAUCUUCGUCGGGAGCGUAAAUUGAUUGAGAAGUUUAAGGAGAUUGGUCUAUCUUCUCAGGAUGCUGUCAAGCUUUUGUCGCACCCUCUUCUCGCUGAGGCUCAUGCAGAUGACGACGCACAGCGUUAUGAUUUCCGGGAUGAAUUGGAGGGUGGAGAGGUCAUCAUCUGGAUGAAUGAUCUUGAAAAGGAUUCUAGGUAUCAAGCAAUGCCUAGCGAACUCGACGCGUAUAUCCAAAAUGCCUAUCCUGGUCAACUGCCACCCGUCGCUCGUGACCUGCAUAACGUUGUUGUUCCUGUCGAUCUGUCUAACUCUGAUGACAUUCUUCUGGUUAUUCAACAAAUUCAAACAUUCAUUCAACGCAUGAUCCCUGUGCGAUUCGGCUUGGUCCCCAAAGCUUUGUCUCCUGAGUCCAUCGCACAGCUGAAGGUUGCACACUAUCUGCAAGAUACCUAUGGACUCUCAAUCUUCGUCCAAUAUCUCGAAGAGACUGUUUCCAAGUCGAAAGCAGGACACCCAGAUAAGUCUAUUUUCGCCACCGUAACUAAGGAUCGCGAGGCACGUGCAGACAAACAAAUUCUGCCUUUUGACGAGAUAUUCAAGAAUGAACAUCUCAACACCAUCGCAUCUCGUGUGGCCAGCUACCAGCGCCGUUUGAGCCUGAGUGGCGGUGAAUCCCAUUUCCUCGUCAACGGAAUCCCAAUUUCCCGCGAAGGUAGCUGGAUGCAGGAAAUGAGUAUGCAAAUUGGGAAAGAUUUGAAAUUGGUUCAACAGGGCAUCAUGGAAGGUGUUUUCGAAGAGACAGCAUGGCUACCGGGCUUCUUCCUCGCAGCAGCAUUUGAAAGCCGAAACACAUUCUUGAUGCCUGAGGAUCCGAAGAGUGUGCAAAUUGUGGAUUUGACUGGUGUCUUUGGGUCUGAUGCAGAUGUUUCAGCGAAUUUGCUCCGUAUUGGAUCCAGCAAGAGUGUCUUGGAGACUGUUCAACUCACCGUUGUGUGUGACUUUGAGUCAGACUUGGGUCUAAACUUGUUGGCUGAUACCCUCAAAUUCCACAAAGAGCAUGACGAAGUGGACCUCAUCCUACUGCACAAUGGUCUCGCUGACGCAGAGAAAUCUUCAAACUUUGACAAAAUUCAGGGAAUAAUCAAGAAGGGUGGAGGUUCUGCGCAAGUCCUUGAGGCUGUUGCAUCGCUGAACGACCUUCCUGAUCUUACUGACUCGGAUAGCCAACGUACUCUUGCUCACCAGCGAGCUAUGAUUGAGAAGCUUGGAUUCAAGGCUGGCGUCUCGGGUCUUGUCGUCAAUGGACGGGUAGUCGGCCCUAUCCAGGGAGACCUUGCUAUCAGUGCAGAUGAUCUGGUUCAGCUAGUCACCUAUGAGCAUAGCAAGCGUAUUGGUCCGGUUGCAAUGGCCUCGAAAAUUCUCAAGCUGAAUGCAAAGCUGUCCUCAGCGCUCGACCUUGCCAAGCUUACUUCACUGGUAUCUCUAUCCACAAUUGCGGACGUACCAGAGGGUCUUUUCGAAAACACACCCGACUACAGACUGGACGUAUCUGAUAAUUGGAGAACAGAUCACUCUGUGAUUACCGUAUCUAACUCCGAGGACCCCGCCAUAAAUGUGGCAAUUGUGCUUGAUCCUGCCUCUGAAGCAGCUCAGAGAUGGCUUCCCAUUAUCAAGGUUCUAUCAGAAUUGGCCGGUGUUCAAUUGAAGAUUUUCAUGAACCCGAAGGAAGAUCUCAAGGAGCUUCCAGUGAAACGGUUUUACCGAUAUGUUCUGACUUCGGAGCCCUCGUUCACCAGCGACGGACAGGUGUCACAGCCUCAAGCAUCCUUCAAGGGAGUACCGGUAGAGGCCCUCCUCACACUCGGCAUGGACGUGCCAAGCUCAUGGCUUGUCGCACCCAAGGAGUCUAUUCACGACUUGGACAACAUCAAGUUGAGCUCAGUCAAAAGUGGCUCGAACGUGGAUGCUAUCUAUGCCUUGGAGCAUAUUCUGAUCGAAGGCCACUCUCGUGAUGUCACCCAGAAAUCUCCCCCACGAGGCGUGCAGCUCAUGCUAGGCACAGAAGAGAACCCACACUUUGCCGACACCAUCAUCAUGGCAAACGUGGGAUACUUCCAAUUCAAAGCGCAACCAGGACUGUGGCAGAUCAACCUCAAGCCCGGCCGCAGCGAGAAACUUUUCAAGCUCGACAGCGUCGGUGGCUUAGGUUACCGCCCACAACCAGGAGACGAGAACAACGAAGUAACUCUCCUCUCAUUCCAAGGCCGUACAGUCUUCCCCCGCCUCUCUCGCAAGCCCGGCCACGAAACAGACGACGUCCUAGAAACAGGCCAACAAGGCGGCUCAACCAGGAACCUCGUCUCAAAGGGCCUAAACUUCGCCUCAGGCGUCCUCUCCAGCGUUGGCGUGGGCUCCAAAUCAGAAAAACACGCCGACAUCAACAUCUUCUCUGUAGCAAGUGGUCACCUCUACGAGCGCAUGCUAAACAUAAUGAUGGUAUCAGUAAUGAAGCACACAAAACACACCGUCAAAUUCUGGUUCAUCGAACAAUUCCUCUCACCCUCCUUCCGCGCCUUCCUCCCCCACCUCGCCACCGAAUACAACUUCUCCUACGAAAUGGUCACCUACAAAUGGCCACACUGGCUCCGCUCCCAAACCGAAAAACAGCGCGAAAUCUGGGGCUACAAGAUGCUUUUCCUAGACGUUCUCUUCCCCCUCUCCCUAGACAAAGUGAUCUUCGUCGACGCAGACCAAAUAGUCCGAACAGACAUGUACGACCUCGUCUCGCACGAUCUACAAGGUGCACCCUACGGCUUCACGCCAAUGGGAGACUCCCGGACAGAAAUGGAAGGUUUCCGUUUCUGGAAGCAAGGGUACUGGAAUACCUAUCUCCGCGGAAAACCCUAUCACAUCUCAGCUUUAUACGUUGUUGAUUUGAACCAGUUCCGUGCACUUGCAGCAGGUGAUAGAUUAAGAGGACAGUAUCAGAUGCUUUCGGCUGACCCGAACAGCUUGAGUAAUUUGGAUCAAGACCUUCCGAACCAUAUGCAGCAUCAUAUUCCGAUUCAUAGUCUUCCGCAGGAGUGGUUGUGGUGUGAGACUUGGUGUUCGGAUGAGGAUUUGGCGAAUGCGAAGACCAUUGAUCUUUGUAAUAACCCGUUGACGAAGGAGCCUAAGUUGGAGAGAGCUAGGAGGCAGGUUCCUGAGUGGACGGUUUAUGAUGAUGCUAUUGCUGCUUUGGCGAAGAGGGUUGCGGCUGAGGAACAGAUUCAGUUUGUUCGGAGUGGUGAGGAAGAGACUGUUGAGAUUGAGGAGACAGAGGAUGAAGAGCGUAAGGAUGAGCUAUAG